Messenger RNA from Eriocheir sinensis (Chinese mitten crab), 2654 nucleotides. RefSeq lists its product as uncharacterized. The record is from RefSeq and is a predicted model, not a curated record. The transcript has 4 exons. Lineage: Eukaryota; Metazoa; Arthropoda; Malacostraca; Decapoda; Varunidae. Bases 732 to 2165 code for a protein of 477 amino acids.
GCCACAACACAUUUUAAUCAUGUAGAUGUAUCGGGUGUCACUUUUUAGGCACAUCCAUAGCUACAUAUGAUCUUCCUGACCCCCUCAUCUUCGACGGGCCGUCUGGGCGGCUUCAGCCUGUUUGUUUUGAAGGCGGCCUGGCAGCGGCCAUCUUACUUUCUAGAUGAACGAAAACAGGGCAUCCUAUUGCCACAUAGUUAAUAUCAGUUGUUAUUAGCAAUGUACAAGACCUGUUAAACUUCAGUGAACAUCAUGCCUCAUUUCUAACGAAGUAAUCAAUAAGUAGUACACUUACAAUUAAAAGCUCUUCUUUUGAUCUAUCGGCAUAAGAUUUUUAUCAUUAUUGCACCAGUAUUGGCUAAUUACGCAAGAGUGUAGUAUGCUCACGUUUUCUUUACACACUAAAAGGUUUCGUAUCUACCAGUAAAUGCAAUCAGCACAAAUCUAUUAUAGAAGAAACGAACAAUGUUUAAGUAACCCUCGAAGAAUAGGGAAGUUUUCUGUGACCCCAGUCCAAGUAGGCCUGCAUGCUUACCAUUGCUUGGGCACCAGUGUUUCUUUCCUUUAAACCCAACUACCCACCCACACAUACACAUCCUUAUUCAUCUCCCCACAUUUCUCUUCUUCCCUUUCUACUUUCCUCCCUCCUCUUCCUUGUAUUCCCUUCCUCCCGUCCUUCCCUGCCUUCCCUUCCUCACAUGCACCCUCAAACUGUUUGAAGAGGGAAAGGCAUGAUGGUGGGUUGUAUGGCUCAUGGCUGUUUUAACCAGGACACGAAAGCCACACGAGACAGGGGCAUCACAUUUCACAGAUUUCCUGUAAAUACGAAGAGAUGUCACCUAUGGUUAAAAAACACAAAAUGGAUAAACUGGACACCGGAUGAGAAUUCAUCGCUGUGCUCUGACCACUUCACUCCCGAGUGUUUUGACAAGACAGGCCAAACAGUGCGCCUGCAUCCCUCAGCAGUGCCAACAGUGUUCUAUUUCCCUCCACAUCCUCACAAGAGAAACAAUAAGUCAAGAAAAUGUCAGGCUCGUGUAGAGAAGGUUCCAGGUGAUGCUGAGGUUGGCACAUCUUCACCAUGGAAGACUGUGUCAUCACAUCCACUGAGUCCAGUCAUUCCUGUAGCUCAAGUACUUUCACCAAAGGAAAUCUUGCCAGUACAUUCACAGGAAACAUCAGCACCGGUUCAACAGCUUGCAUCACUCCCACGUCCAGGAUGUUCAGGUAUUAACGGCAAGCACAAAUCCAUGCCAUCACCAAGUACAUUAACUGUAGAAAAUGAGAAGUUAAGGAAAAAUAUAAAGGAGUUGGAGAAAGAGAAGUUGAUGAACAAGGAAUUCUGCCAAAAUGUGAUGUCCAUGGAUUCCCUUCCUGACAUAAGGAAGAGGUUCUACACUGGACUUCCAUCCCCAGCUGUGAUCACCUGGCUCAUCAACCUGGUCUGUGGAUGUUUCAGGGACUUCAAAGAAAUCAGUCCACCAGACCAGCUCUUACUGACUCUGAUGAAGCUGAGGUUGGGUCUUUCCACAUCUGAUUUAGCAGUUAGAUUUGGUAUUACUAAGAAAUUGGCCUCUGUUGUAGUUGAAAAUGUUAUCCAGAACAUGGCUUGCAAAUUGAAGUUCUUGAUUAGCUGGCGAUCUAAGGAUUCGCCACUAAACGAAUUCAAUGCCUCUACAGCUAACCAAGAUAAAUCAACCAUCAUGAUUGACUGUUUAGAAUUUCCCAUUGAGGAGCCACUCACCCCAUCAGCCAGAGCUCAGACAUGGAGUGAGGGCAAGGAGUGCAGCACCAUUAAGGUAGUGACGGGCACGGCACGCCAUGGCUUGAUAAUCUUUGUAUCUCAGUCUUGGGGUGGGAAAAUAUCCAACAAAGAAUUGAUUCUUCGUUCAGGCUUUUUAAGUGAAAUUGAGUCAGGUGAUAUAGUGAUGGCAAACAGGGAUUUUUAUAUUGGAGAUGACUUACAUGUUUUGGGAGCAAGUUUUCAGAUUCAUCAAUCUAAACCAUAUUCUGUAAACAGACUGAGGCAUUCUGCUAUGAAGUAUACAUUUGAAAGACUUAAGGCUUAUAAGAUACUGUCAAAACCACUCCCUCUCUCCAUCCUUCCUUACUUUGAUGAGGUUCUUGUUUGUUGUGCGGCCCUCGGAAAUUUACACCUAGCAUAAGUUCUUGAGACUUCUUAAGUGUACAUACUUUUUUACCACUUUUGAUAUUGCCUGCUUGUAUCUGUUCCUCAGCACUUUCAAACUUACUGCUGCAGGUUGUGUGAAGGGGUCCAUGGGAGUGCCCUUUAUUUCUUUUGCAUCGUCAUAAAACACCUUCCAGAUUAUCAGAAAGGCUCUAUAACUAAGUACAUUUCUUAGUGUAUUUCCUAUAUUUUUAUACUGUAAUUUUUUUUAUUAAAAAUAUUGUCUAAUCACAGACAAAAAAAUUUAAUGUAAUUAUUAUUGUGAAUUGCCUAAUACAGAGAAGUGAUGAGGUGAAAGGGGAUUUUUCAUGCAACAAGAAACAAGAAAAUGGAGAGUUUUGCAGGGCCAUGUUCAGCCAUAUUGGGCCCCUGCAUCUGUUUAUAAACCAACAUCUCUGUUACUCAACAAAUGAUAGUGUUGAUGCUAAAAUAAUAACCUAUUAACACAAAAUUAUCUCAUUGAUCA